AUGAUGAAGUCCGAACCGCCUCCACCUACCCCCAAGAGUGAUUCCAGGGUUGUGACUGAAGAAUGGAUUGAGCAAUUGGUUGAUCAUUUUGAUGAGUCCAACAAUGCAACUUAUCAAAUGAGAUACUUGGCAAAUGAUGAAUUCUAUCAACCAGGUGGACCCAUAUUUAUCUAUGUUGGUGGAGACUGGACUAUUACCCCAGGAUGGAUUAUCGGUGGUCAUACAUAUGAUAUGGCAAGAGAAUUAAAUGGAUAUCUUUUCUCUACUGAGCAUCGAUAUUAUGGUGUAAGUCGACCAACUCCUGAUACUUCAUUCAAAAAUCUCCAGUAUCUCCAUGUAAGCCAAGCCCUUGCAGACCUAGCUCACUUCAUAAAGGUUAUGAAACAGGAAAUUCCUGGUGCUUCUAGUUCAGGAGUUAUUCUUGUUGGAGGCUUCUAUUCUGCCACAAUGGUAACAUGGUUCAGACAGUACUACCCAGAUUUAAUCAAUGGAGCUUGGUCUUCGAGUGCACCCUUAUUUGCAAAACCAGACUUUUACGAGUACUUUGAAACUGUCGGACAAUCAGUACGAACGGUUUCUGGUGAUUCAUGCUAUAAUCGUAUAGAAGGAGCAUUUAGUGAAGCCGAACGCAUGGUAGCAGUCGGAGAAUUUGAGGAAAUCUCUGAAAAAUUUAACUUAUGCCAAACUUUACGAGAUAAUGAACUUGAUAUUUGGUUGUUCUUCGGAAACCUUGCAGCGUUAUUGGCAAUUAUUGUUCAGUAUCACUGGCCCGGAGAUAUUGAGCUAGCCUGCGAAAUUAUCAUGAUGCACGAUAAUGAUAUCGAUGGUUUUGCUGAAUACACUAGAUGGAUUUUGGGAAAUCUUUGUUGGUUACCGGAAUUCGAAUUAGCCGCUGAUUUACUUCGUGAAACUUCAUGGGAAUCAGAAGCUGCUUAUGGCCAACGGCAAUGGCUAUAUCAGGAAUGCAAUGAGUUUGGCUGGUAUCAAAGUUCAGGAUCUGAAAAUCAGCCUUUUGGUUCGAGUUUUCCCGUUGAACUCCUUUACCAAAUGUGUACUCACGUUUUUGACGAAUCCUUCUACAAUGACUCCAUCAACUACAACAGCUACAUAACUAAUCUCAAUCGCAAUGGAUUGAAUCCAGUUAUUACAAAUGUAUAUUCAACUCAUGGUGAAUUGGAUCCGUGGAGAACUGCAGGAGUACAGGAGAAUGUUAAUUCAUUCGCUCCAGUUGCAGUUAUUCCAAUGGCAUCACACUGUGCAGAUUUGUACUCUAUCAGCGAUGCCGAUAGUCCCGAAAUGUUAGCGAGUAAAUUAAGAACAAUAUCUCUGGUAAAACAAUGGCUAAUGAUAUUUUAG
Messenger RNA from Phlebotomus papatasi, 1356 nucleotides. Its product is annotated as putative serine protease K12H4.7. Lineage: Eukaryota; Metazoa; Arthropoda; Insecta; Diptera; Psychodidae. Gene Ontology annotation, molecular function: serine-type exopeptidase activity; dipeptidyl-peptidase activity. Gene Ontology annotation, biological process: proteolysis. The transcript is spliced from 2 exons. Bases 1 to 1356 code for a protein of 451 amino acids. The record is from RefSeq and is a predicted model, not a curated record.